AUGCCAUGCCCACCAUACUCUGAUCUCGAAUCCGGUAAUCUACCUCCUUCAUAUGGUACUCAACCACCCGCACCUGAGCCCGUCCAUGUGCGCGGAAAGAAGCAUGAAGCGACGACUGACUCGUAUAGUGCAGGGAAUCGUUAUACCAAACAGCAUCCGCCUCAGUUGAAGCUAUCGUCAGAGAAUGCCAUAAGCGGUCGAGGUGGUGCGUCGACGUAUCAAAUCGUUCCCGAGCCAUCGAUUUCUGAGCGUCAGUUGGCUGUC
Molecule: messenger RNA, 264 nt
Organism: Paraglomus occultum
Lineage: Eukaryota; Fungi; Glomeromycota; Glomeromycetes; Paraglomerales; Paraglomeraceae
Source: the annotation of a GenBank genome assembly